GGACCGGGGCUCAAUGGGAACAGGCUAACUUAACCCUGGCUAGCGUUCAGACUGGGAUCCUAGCUAGGCUAUCCGGGCUAACACGGCUAAAGUACUCGGCUGAAGUGUUUGAAACCCGACAGUCUCGUGAUAACAGCGGGACUGUACUUUGGUGCAUGGGAAGCGGCGACGUUCUCCGCGGCUGGAAACAAACUCUUCCAAGGUGGCGACAGACAAGGUUGCUGGUAAGCUGAGUUCUACUCUCUCAUGGGUGAAGAACUCGGUGUCCCACACGGUCAGUCAGAUGGCUAGCCAGGUGGCCACACCCACGUCCCUGCCGACCACUGCUACGUCCUCCUCUACGUCUCUGUCCUCGCCUGCCCUGUCACCGUUGUCGCCAGCACUACUCAGUCCCGAUGAGGAGGAACUGCUCGCCAAGCUGGAGGAGCAAAACAGGUUGUUGGAGACAGACAGCAAGUCGCUGCGCUCAAUGAACGGCUCCAGGCGGAACAGUGGGUCCUCCCUGGUGUCCAGCUCCUCCGCUUCCUCUAACCUCUCCCACCUGGAGGAGGACUCGUGGAUUCUGUGGGGAAGAAUUGUCAACGAGUGGGAGGAUGUGCGCAAGAAGAAGGAGAAGCAGCUGAAGGAUCUUGUCAGAAAAGGGAUUCCUCACCACUUUCGGGCAAUAGUGUGGCAGCUGCUGUGCAACGCCCAAAGUAUGCCCAUCAAAGAUCAGUACUCUGAACUCCUGAAAAUGACAUCGCCCUGCGAGAAGCUGAUUCGCAGAGACAUCGCUCGCACUUAUCCUGAACAUGAUUUCUUCAAGGAGAAGGACAGCUCGGGUCAGGAAGUGCUCUUCAAUGUCAUGAAGGCAUAUUCUCUGGUGGACCGGGAGGUCGGAUAUUGUCAAGGUAGUGCAUUCAUUGUCGGACUGCUACUCAUGCAGAUGCCAGAGGAAGAGGCUUUCUGUGUGUUUGUGAAGUUGAUGCAAGACUACAGAUUGCGAGAGCUCUUUAAGCCCACCAUGGCGGAGCUGGGACUCUGCAUGUACCAGUUUGAGUGCAUGAUCCAGGAGCAACUCCCAGAGCUGCAUAUGCAUUUCCAGGCUCAAAGCUUUCACACCUCCAUGUAUGCGUCUUCUUGGUUCCUCACCAUCUUCCUCACAUCCUUCCCUCUGCCUGUUGCCACAAGAAUCUUUGAUAUCUUCAUGUGUGAGGGUCUGGAGAUAGUUUUCCGUGUGGGACUGGCCAUCCUUCAGAUGAACCAGACCGAACUCAUCCAACUCGACAUGGAGGGAAUGUUACAGCACUUUCAGAGAAUUAUCCCAAACCAGCUUGACAGCGGCCCAGAUAAGGUCAUCCAGGCUGCUUAUCAAGUCAAGUACAAUGCCAAGAAGAUGAAAAAGUUAGAGAAAGAAUACACUACAAUCAAAUCUAAAGAAAUGGAGGAGCAGGUGGAGAUAAAGAGGCUGCGGACAGAGAACAGGCUCCUGAAGCAGAGGAUAGACACACUUGAGAAAGAAAGUGCUUCCUUGGCAGAUAGAUUGAUCCAGGGACAAGUGACUCGAGCUCAGGAGGCAGAGGAGAACUACCUGGUCAAGCGGGAGCUGGCCACGGUCAAACAGCAGAGCGAAGAGGCCAGUGGUCAGCUGGAGCAGGCCAAGAACACCAUCAGGCAGCUCCAGCAGCAACCACAAGCGAAGGGAGCCCCUCGAUACUCGGAGGAGUCCGUCCUGCAGCUGGAGACGGAGCUUGUACAAGCGCGACUGAAGGAGGCAGAGUCCCAGUGUGCACUCAAGGAGAUGCAAGACAAGAUUCUUGAUAUUGAAAAGAGGAACACAUCCCUCCCAGAAGACACCAACGUAGCACGGCUACAGGAGGAGCUGAUCGGGGUGAAGUUGCGGGAAGCGGAAGCCCUGACUGGCCUGAAAGAGCAGAGACAGCAGGUCAGAGACCUGGAAGAGCACUGGCAGCGUCACAUGGCACGCACAGCUGGUCGCUGGAAGGAUGCCCCAAAGAAAAAUACUAUGAGUGAGCUACAGGACGAGCUGAUGAGCGUAAGGCUGCGUGAGGCUGAGGCCCAAGCAGAGCUCCGAGAAACACGGCAGAGGAUUCUGGAACUGGAGACACAGAAUCAGAUUCACAGCAACCACCUGCGACGGGGGGAGCAGGAGAGUCGCAGUCACCAGGAGCGAGUGCAAACACUGACGGUGCAAAAUAAAGAUCUGCAUGUGCAACUGCAAGAGAUCAAGCGGAGACAAGCUGAGAUUGAAUGCAAGAGCAAGGAGGAAGUGAUGGCUGUGAGGUUGAGGGAAGCUGACAACAUUGCUGCUAUGGCAGAACUCCAGCAACAGAUCUCGGAGCUUGAGAUUGAGAAAGAAGAAGAGAAGGUCCAAGGCCAUCUGAACCACACAGACUCGAGCCAGUACAUCCGUGACCUCAAAGACCAGAUAUCGGAACUAAAACAUGAGAUCUUCUCCUUGAAAGGAAAGAGGAGUUUGGCCAAUCAGCCCAGUUUUGAUGGGAUCCACAUUGUCAAUCACUAUGUAGGGGACGAGUCUUACCAGUCUUCAGAUGAAGAUGGAGUCAAGGCGCCCACCCUCCAGGACAACCAGCCGAGGAGCAGCACCCGCGUCAGACUGCGUCCCAACAUCAGGGAUACCGACAGCGAUGAGGAAGAGGAGGAGGAAGAGGAUGACGACGGGGAGGCCCUGCGGCUCUCAGUGCCUCCGAGCGGCAGCCACAAGUCCACCACCGAUGACACAGUUACUCUUUAUUACGCACAGAGGCCACACUCCUCGGUGUCGGCCCGUCGCUCUCCUCCGGCCAGCAGCAGCAGCUCGGGGCCUGUCGCCGUCAUCCUCCACUUUUAUCGGCUCUGGCUUCAUAUCUCCACCGACACGUUGUCCGGAUGCAGCGGCCGGGACUCCUCUCUGCAGCUGGAUCUUCAUCAGCACCGCAGCUUUCGGGCCACAUCAGAGAUGCCUCGCUCCUUCUUGGUGAAGAGUAAGAGGGCGCACAGCUACCACCAGCCCCGCUCUUUGGUGGACGAAUACAGCAGGCUGGACUCGCUACUGGCGCAUAUAUGCUCAGAGCCGGAUACACUCCCCGAUGACACCGACAUGACGGUGGACAGUUACGGGCUCUCUCCGGAUUCCCCUCUGGCCGACGUAGCCGACUACUGCCCCAAGACCCCGCUGAGCUGCCCCGGCAGUCUGUGUGCUCCGUCCCCGGACUACGAGGACAUCUGGAGGCCUCCGUCUCCCUCUGCAUCGCCAGCCGACUCGGACAAAUCUCUGUCCCCCCUUGUGGACGAGACCCAGCCCUUCACCGUGCCCUUCCGGCCGUACGCCUGGACCAGCUACCAGGGACCCGGGCUGAGGCCCCCGGUGCAACAGAAUCUCCACCGCCACCCCGGCCUGGAGGUGGAUAGGGGCGCGGCGGCGAUUUCCUUCUACGGAGAUCAUGGCACGCACUCGGCGCUGUACACGGAGCGCGUCCUAGGCGAGGAGGCGUACGGUGAAUACAGGAGACACGCCGCCGCCGCUGCCGCCGCCGCCGCUCUGCUGUUUCCUGACGGAGGCCUGCAGGGAACAGCGCACGGUGCCAAGGCCCCGUCUGAGCUGCUGUGUCCCAGCCUCAUCUCGAACGGUGCCUACAAGUGCAUCAAGUGCAGUAAGGUGUUUUCCACUCCACACGGUUUAGAAGUCCACGUCCGGAGGUCGCACAGCGGCACCAGGCCGUUUGCGUGCGACAUGUGCGGGAAAACCUUCGGCCACGCAGUGAGCCUGGAGCAGCACAAAGCCGUGCACUCGCAGGAGAGAAGCUUCGACUGCAAAAUCUGCGGCAAGAGCUUCAAGAGGUCGUCCACGCUGUCCACGCACCUGCUCAUCCACACCGACACGCGGCCGUACCCGUGUCAGUUCUGCGGCAAGCGGUUCCACCAGAAGUCCGACAUGAAGAAGCACACGUUCAUCCACACGGGCGAGAAGCCGCACAAAUGUCAGGUGUGUGGGAAAGCGUUCAGCCAGAGCUCCAACCUCAUCACGCACAGCAGGAAACACACCGGCUACAAACCGUUCGGCUGCGACCUGUGCGGCAAAGGGUUCCAGAGGAAGGUGGACCUGAGGAGACACAAGGAGACGCAGCACGGACUGAAGUGAAGGAGACACUGUGUCCUCCCAUGGUCUGACCACACACAGACGGACAUUUUACGCAGAGAGACAUUUUACGCAAAGACAUUUAAAUCCCAAAUCGCCCUGUUUGAGGACAUUGCUUGGAUUAAAGGACCACGCCGAUUCUCUAUUUAAAAAAACUUAAAUGUGAAAAGCGCAUUGAGAAUAUAUUUAAUUAUUGUUUCUAUUUAUUCUAUCAAAGAAAUGGUGAAAUAGACAAACGGGUUUUUUUCAUUGUGAAGACAUGUGAGCAACACUAAACUCCAGGCUGCUGUCAGGCCCAAAGAAAAGCUUUGACUGUGACAUGAUGAAUAAAAACCCAUGAGUAUGAU
Platichthys flesus (European flounder) is the source of this 4485-nucleotide messenger RNA. Its product is annotated as EVI5-like protein. NCBI's taxonomy places the organism in Eukaryota, Metazoa, Chordata, Actinopteri, Pleuronectiformes, Pleuronectidae. The coding region runs from base 284 to 4141 and encodes 1285 amino acids. The transcript is spliced from 27 exons. The record is from RefSeq and is a predicted model, not a curated record.